ACAGUCUCGCGAGAUUUAUUUUUAAAGUGAAAACCACUUGUUUAUAAUUUAAGUUUAUUCACUUUUGCUUUUAGUUUUACGCUUUAAUAAUAGUGCAGCUAAAUUUUUACAUGUAUUUUCGAUACCAACGAUGAAAAUGUAGCUUGUUAGUUGUGAAAUUUGAGUGCAAAAUUUGAUUUUGAAUAAUCCAAUUUAUGUCAAUGAACUUUACAAUAUGAAAUAGAAAAAAUUAGAAGAAAGAUCAGGAAAAAAAAUUGCGCUUAAUUCUUAGAUCACGAAUCCCAUCAACAAAAAUGAGUUCAAACUGUGUCGUUGUGGUUUGGGAAGUUGAGUCAACUUCACUUAAGAAAUAUAUUCCGUACUCUCCUUCGGUGUCGCAGAAUCUCGAGCGAGCAUUUGCUAAGAAAUUAACGCAAGUCUUUCUUGGCGACUCGGAUGCAAGUCUGAGUGAUUUUUAUGUGAAUUUAAGAACAAUGAAACAAUGUUCGGAGAAAAAUAACACUGAAUUCCCUUUUUUGAAUGUGAGACGGCAGUUUUACAGCCCGUCAAGUCCUCCAGGUAAAGGAAUCAAAUGGGAGCAUGCUGGAAACCUAAACAACGAAUGGCACCAGUACGAUAUUGAAAUUCAAUGCCUCAUCGAAGAUGCAUGGUCAAAUGGAAAUCAGCAAAUCGAUAUUUCUGCAUCUUACAUUCAAAUGCCGUAUAUCAUCGACUUCUGUAACAUGAUCCAAACACGUAAGCCUAGUGGACCCAUAAAACAAAUCCGAAGAGUAACACAAGCCGUUUAUCCAUUGACCAAACUCCAGAGUGCAAUCAAUCAACAGUCAACUUUGGUAUCAAAUGCUAAUAAAUUUAAUCAACUUCCACCGAAAUGUGCCAUUAAUAACACAAAUCGAAUGUCAAUAAAUUCAAAUCGAAGAAGCAUAAAAAGUAAUUAUUUGCAACACCAGCAAAUGUUGUCUACAUCAGCACCGAAAUUAAAUAAUUUUAAUGACACAACAUCUCAGACGGGAAGUACAAAAUCAGCUCCAGCUCCAAUUACACAAAAUCAAUACAGCUCAGUCAUUGGAAUACCGCCGAGCGGUAAAAAGUCUUCCAAGUCUUCGAAACCAUCAAAAAAUGUUCACGACACUAUAACAACAUCUCCAACCAAUCUCGCAAGACAAAUUCUUAAUAAUUUGAAUAUUUUUUCUCAUCAUCAUCAUCAUAAUCAUUAUGAAAAAGGAGAACCAUCAUCAUCAUCAACAUCAACGUAUAAAAAAGGUUUCAUUUUGAGUCAUAACGGCAGCCAUAAAUCUAAGAAAAGUCUUUGUAAAAAUUCACACGGCAGCACGUCAAUGCUUGAUCUGGAAACAAGCAGUAUAAAUUCAAGACGACCAAGUGUUGACACAAUCUCCACAUAUCUAAGUAAUGGAAGUAAAGGCAGUCGAGGUGGAAGUGUGAGAGGAAAGCCAAGUUAUGGCUCAGUGUCUGAUCUUCUGAACUGUUCUUUGAGUAGUGAGAAUGACGAAGUCUUCCUCUCCAGCCAUAGCAGUUUAUCGAGUAGCAUGAGCAUGAAUAUGAUCAUCAAAGGCAGCAUUGUUGGCAUUGAUUCAAACAGCGAACAAAUUUCACGAUUUGUGAGUGUCGUUGAUCCACCGCAAUCAAAACCAUGCCCAAUAUGUUUAGAUGAACUUCAUCGAGAAAACAGUGCAAAGAAUCCAACAGUGUCAUUAAGCAGAUGUCAGCAUUUGAUGCAUUUAAACUGCUUAAAUGAAUUGAUAUUGAGUCAGAAAAAUGAUCUUCAAAAGAGUUUGUACAUUGAAUGUCCAACAUGUGGAAUAAUUUAUGGCGAAAAGCGUGGAAAUCAACCACCAGGAACAAUGAGUUGGAUAACAAUACCGAAAUCAUUGCCAGGCCAUGAAGAUUGCAACACAAUUCAAAUUAUUUACAAUAUUGCUUCCGGUGUUCAAAAUGAACAUCAUCCAAAUCCUGGGCGAGCUUUCUUUGCUGUCGGAUUUCCUCGUUUGUGUUAUCUUCCUGAAAAUCCAACAGGAAGAAAAAUUUUGCGCUUCCUUAAAAUUGGCUUCGAUCGCGGACUUUUAUUUUCAAUCGGACGAUCAGCAACGACUGGACGUGAGGAUGUGGUGAUUUGGAAGAAUGUUGAACAUAAAACUCAAUUCUCAAUGUAUCCAGAUCCAACAUAUUUACAACGAUGCAUGGAGCAACUCGUUCAUCUUGGUGUCACUGAUUGAAAUUCGAUUUGAUUGAUUUUUUUGAUGAACAACCAAAGCGAUCAUCUGUGAACAGUACAAACUUUGUAAUCAAUUAAAGACAAUCUCAUAAGAGCUACAACUUGCCAAUCCUUUGAAUCUCGAUAGAAAUGUUUGUAUUAUAUUUGAUUUUAUAAUUUUUAUUUUAAUUUGAUUUAAAUUUAAAUUUUGAACGAGUGAAGUUGAAGAAAAAAAAUUUAAAUUUAAUUUCUCAUGAAUAACUUAAAACAGGACAAGAUUGAAUCAACUUCACUUUUUAUUUUAUGUGCCAAUAUUUGACGAGUGAACAAUAAUUUUCUUGCAAAAGAAUCGAUUAGAAGUGAUAAGAAAAUCCAAGCAAUGUGAUGACAAACACAAUAGAAAAUAUUUUCAAAGUAUUUUCAAUCUCAUCUCCAAUUUCUUCCAUAAAUUCAUUUUAAGAUUUAAUUUGAGAAAAAAAAAAUAUUUAGAUGAAUUAGAAUUAAGAAUUUUAAGAGUUAAGAAUAUAUUUUUGAUUAAAGAUUUGAAAAAUAAAAAUAUUUUCAAUUCGAAGAAA
Clunio marinus is the source of this 2787-nucleotide messenger RNA. The record is from the annotation of a GenBank genome assembly. NCBI's taxonomy places the organism in Eukaryota, Metazoa, Arthropoda, Insecta, Diptera, Chironomidae.